This is a messenger RNA of Cladocopium goreaui, 1695 nucleotides long. The record is from the annotation of a GenBank genome assembly. NCBI's taxonomy places the organism in Eukaryota, Dinophyceae, Suessiales, Symbiodiniaceae.
AUGCACCCUUUUGCAAGGGCUUUCUUCUCCACACCCUUUGGCAAGGGUUCUUUAAAAAUUCCCUUUUGCAAGGGCUUGCCCUUUCCCAAGGGCUUGCCCUUUUACAAGGGUAGCCUCAAGGGCGUUCUUCCCUUUCUCAAGGGCGUUCUUCCCUUUCUCAAGGGUUCUCUUCCCUUUCUCAAGGGCUUUCUUCCCUUUCUCAAGGGCUUUCUUCCCUUUCCCAAGGGACUUUGCCACCCCUUGGGGUUGGCCUUUCCCUUUUGCAAGGGCAGCUUGACCAUCUUUACCAGCUCCUGCAACUGCAGAAAGGAACUUGCAUUCAGCUUGCUGGCACACAGCCUCAUUUGGUCUUGGUCCCUUGCAAGCUUUUUGAUGUGGGAGAAGAUUGUGGCCAACCUAUCUUGCUUCAAGUUGCUCCAGGUCUGCCACCAGCUCUGGUUUCUGACCCAAGACCUGCAGAAGCAAGGAUUGCUGUCCUUUUCCAAGGACUCCUUUUGCAAGGAUUGCUGUCCUUUCUCAAGGACCCUUAUCCUUCUGCAAGGUGUAGUUCAGGGUUCAAAAACCCCUGUGGAUCCGGCUCUUGGCCAACUGGUGACUCCUCCGGGUCUUCCGGGCCUUCCUGGUCCAGCUGUGCCUGCUGCUGUCGCGCCUGCGCCUGUGGUGAGCGUUGGCGAGAGCCUCAACGAGAACCUGAGGAACUUGGAGCUGCCAAAGCUGCCCCCUGACAGCACUUCGGUAGACUUUGGCGACUGGCUAGCCUUUGUGGGCCCGUGUGGCACGAGCAGUCAGUGGGUGACAUCAACGCCACUCCAAAGGUUGCGCCUGAAGGUGGUGUCUCCUACUGAAUUGGCGAAAUGGCCAAGGACUGAGCAGAGGGCGGUUGCUGACUUUGCGGAGGCGCUACAGGCCGAAGCUGAGCAGUUGUCACUGAUGAGCGCUUCACCGACUUCUACCACGACGGCAUCGCUUCAGGACACCAAGAAGAAGGAGCAGAUCAAAGCUGCUCCCUACGGUCUGAAGGGUGAAUCUUGUGCUUUUGAGCACUCUUGGGACGGCAUCCAACGAAAAGGAGAAGUCCAAGGUGAUGCCGAGGAGGUCAAGCCUGCUGUCCCUGCUGCUCUGGUGUCAGACCUGAGUGGGCUUGUGAAGUCUCUGCAGAGCUUGAAGGCAGUUCACUUGAGGUACAUUGAGUCCAAGGCCGCAGGUGUUUUCUCUGGAGGGCCGCGUCCGUUGAAGGGAAGAACAGAUAGAAGGUGGGCUCUUCCUGACCUGACUUCACUGGAAGCUGAACGAGUUCAUGGAGACUCUGCACUGAUCUUGAAAAUGGCUGUUCUCUACGAGGAGAUGGAGGUGAAUGCGCCGCAGCCAGGGGUCAAUGGCUUCCUCAUGGAGCAUCCGGAAGAUCCUCGUGAAUACCUUGGCGAAGAAGAAUCCAAGGAGUUGCCAAGUGUUUGGGAAUGGCCUGAACUCAACGCGUUUGCGGAGAAGUUCAACAUGAAAACGGUCUCCUUUGAUCAAGGGAUGGAUGAACUACAGAGGUUGCGCUGUGGGAAGAACGAGAAGGGCAUUGAGCCGCUUGCUGCGGAUCUUCCACAACGUCUCAAACAGACCUCUUCCUGGUCGUCAUGGGCUCCGGGUUUGACACAGGCCAUCGAUCAAGGAGUCAAUCAAACAGAUGCCUGCGGCUGGCCUUAA